Siniperca chuatsi (mandarin fish) is the source of this 2213-nucleotide messenger RNA. RefSeq names its product very long-chain acyl-CoA synthetase-like. Gene Ontology annotation, molecular function: long-chain fatty acid transmembrane transporter activity; long-chain fatty acid-CoA ligase activity. The record is from RefSeq and is a predicted model, not a curated record. The coding region runs from base 119 to 1981 and encodes 620 amino acids. NCBI's taxonomy places the organism in Eukaryota, Metazoa, Chordata, Actinopteri, Centrarchiformes, Sinipercidae. The transcript is spliced from 10 exons.
AGAAACUCGUUCAAAGUUCAAGAGGCGUAAACUGGAAAGGCAAAUAUUCAACUGUCUUUAUGCUGUUGAAACUUAAAGGACACUCAGCUGCAGGACUGACACAUAUCUCCUGAUUAUAAUGUUCGCAUAUAUUCUAUAUACCGCCCUUACAGGUUUGGCACUUUUGCCAUUAUUGAUUUACUUUAGAAAUCCUUAUUUUCUGAAAGAUUUAAGCUACGCGGUUACUGCCAUUCAAAUCGCUAUGCGAAUGGGCAAAUUCAAGAAGCAGAAACCGUUUUACAGUAUUUUGGAUUGUUUUCUGGACAAAGUGGCGAGGCAGCCGCACAAGAAGUUUAUACUUUUCGAGGAAAGUUCCUAUACUUACAGCCAAGCAGACAAAGAAAGCAACAGAGUGGCCAGAGCUCUGUCCGCGCAUGCCCACCUGAAGGAGGGAGACACGGUGGCCCUCUACUUGGGCAACGAGCCGCAGUUCGUGUGGAUCUGGCUCGCACUGGCCAAGCUGGGAUGCACAGCUUCUCUACUGAACUACAACAUCAGAUCCAAAUCUUUGCUGCACUGCUUCUCCUGCUGUGAAGCCAAGGUCCUGGUCACUGGUGCUGACCUGCAGGGGGCUGUGGAGGAGGUGUUGCCCACUUUGAACCAGCAGGGCAUCCGUGUGUUUAUCCUCAGUGAGGACUGUGCUGUGGAGGGCAUUGAAAGCCUCUCUGAUAAAAUUCAGCAGGCCUCAGACCAGCCUCUGUCACCUCAGCUGAGGGCCAACAUUAACAUUAAGAGUCCUGCUCUGUACAUCUACACCUCAGGAACCACUGGGCUUCCCAAGGCAGCUGUAAUUAACCACGAGAGGCUAUGGAUGUCAUCUUUUCUUCAGGCUGUUGCUGGUAUACACUCAGACGAUAUCAUCUAUGUAUACCUGCCUCUUUACCACAGUGCUGGCUUUCUGAUGGGACUGUGUGGAGCCAUAGAAAAAGGCAUCACUGUUGUUUUAAGACGUAAAUUCUCUGCCUCCCACUUCUGGAAUGACUGUAGAAAGUACAAUGUGACUGUUGUUCAGUACAUAGGAGAAAUUAUGCGCUACCUCUGCAACACACCAAAGAGAGACAAUGACAGAGAUCAUAAAGUCCGAUUGGCUUUGGGGAACGGGAUAAGGGCCGACACCUGGGCUGACUUCCUGCAGCGAUUUGGGGACAUUCGUAUCUGUGAAUGCUACGGAGCGACAGAAGGAAAUGUUGGCUUUGUCAACUAUGUCGGCAAAGUUGGAGCUAUUGGCAAAGAGCAUUUUCUCCACAAAAUGGGAUGUCCAUAUGCCCUCAUAAGGUAUGACACGGAGAAAGAGGAGCCUGUCAAAGACUCCAGAGGAUUUUGUAUUGAAGUCCCCAGAGGAGAGACCGGUUUGUUGGUGGCAAAGAUCGGAGAAAGAACACCUUUCGCCGGCUACGCUAAGAACAAGCAGCAGACAGAGAAAAAGAAGCUGAGAGACGUGUUUGUGAAGGGAGACUUAUACUUUAACAGUGGCGACCUUCUAAAGAUAGACAAUGAGGGAUUUGUCUUCUUUCAAGACCGCAUUGGAGACACUUUCAGGUGGAAAGGAGAAAAUGUGGCAACCACAGAGGUGGCCGAUCAUUUGCUCAUGGUGGACUGCAUUGAGGAGGCUAAUGUCUAUGGUGUGAAGGUGCCAGGACACGAGGGAAGAAUUGGAAUGGCCGCAGUGAAGCUGAAAGAAAACAUGAACUUUGACGGCAAAGCUGCAUAUCAGCAUGUCAAAAACUACCUCCCCAGCUAUGCAAGACCACGUUUCUUACGCAUACAGGAUGCACUGGUAGUAACUGGGACGUUUAAGCAAAUGAAGGUGAAACUGGCAGAGGAGGGCUUCAACCCUGCCAUCAUCUGGGACCCUUUGUUCUACCUGGAGGACAAUAAGGGCUACGUACCCAUGACUCAGGAGAUAUUCAACUCCAUCACAGAGGGAAAAAUCAGGCUCUGAAUGAGAUCAGUGUUUAUUAUUGGAUUGUCAACCUCAAAGAGUACAUUUGAUUUUUAGGUAUUAGGUGAUACAGGAUGCCAAAUAAUUGUAAAUGACCUGCACACUGAGCAUUUAUGUACUGCACAUUUUAUGAGCUACUUUACCUUCUGUGGAGAAUAUUGUGUACUGAAAAAUUUCAAGGGAUAUCAUUUUGUUUGAAAUACUUUUUAAUAAAAAGCUUUUGAAAACAUGA